Psilocybe cubensis is the source of this 999-nucleotide messenger RNA. RefSeq lists its product as uncharacterized. Gene Ontology annotation, molecular function: ATP hydrolysis activity; ATP binding; DNA binding. The transcript has 8 exons. Lineage: Eukaryota; Fungi; Basidiomycota; Agaricomycetes; Agaricales; Agrocybaceae. The record is from RefSeq and is a predicted model, not a curated record. Gene Ontology annotation, cellular component: Elg1 RFC-like complex; nucleus; Ctf18 RFC-like complex. The coding region runs from base 1 to 999 and encodes 332 amino acids. Gene Ontology annotation, biological process: DNA repair; DNA-templated DNA replication.
AUGAACAAGGCGGCAGAUGUACCUUACGAGCUUCCUUGGGUCGAAAAAUACCGGCCUCUGCUACUUGACGAUAUUGUAGGCAACCAGGACACGAUUGAACGGUUGAAAAUCAUUGCCCGGGAUGGAAAUUGUCCCCAUAUCAUCAUCUCAGGUCUUCCAGGUAUUGGGAAAACGACAAGUAUUCACUGUCUAGCCCACCAGCUUCUCGGUGACGCGUAUAAAGAGGGAGUGCUGGAAUUGAACGCGUCUGACGAACGUGGCAUCGAUGUGGUCCGGAGCAAAAUCAAGGCAUUUGCCCAAAAGAAAGUGACGCUCCCGCCAGGUCGGCAUAAAAUUGUCAUUUUGGACGAGGCGGACAGCAUGACACCGGGUGCUCAACAAGCGCUACGUCGUACGAUGGAAAUAUUCUCCAAUACCACCCGCUUCUGUCUUGCAUGCAACAUGAGCAACAAAAUCAUCGAGCCUAUACAAAGUCGAUGUGCCAUCCUGAGAUAUGCCAAACUGAAAGACCAAGAAAUAUUGAAACGCUUGCUGGAGAUUUGCGAAAUGGAGAAAGUCGAAUACAACGAUGACGGCCUGACUGCUUUGAUUUUCACGUCAGAAGGUGAUAUGCGGCAAGCGAUCAACAACCUGCAAUCGACGCAUUCUGGCUUUGGCUUCGUCUCUGGAGACAACGUGUUUAAAGUCUGCGAUCAGCCGCAUCCCGUUAUCAUACAGGCCACCAUUCGGGCUUGCCUGAAAGGCGACGUUGACACCGCUGUGGAUAGGUUGAAUGAGCUAUGGACACAAGGAUAUAGUGCUGUGGACAUUGUUGUCACCAUUUUCCGGGUUGUGAAGACAUUUGAUGAAAUGCCCGAAUACACCAAGCUUGAGUACAUCAAGGAAAUCGGCUUUACACACAUGAGAAUUCUGGAGGGUGUGGGGACACUUGUCCAGCUUGCAGGACUCGCUGCUCGGCUGUGUAAAGUGCACCUAAAACCCGAGCUCUUUGCCGUUUGA